UGGUGGACAACGUUUGCGUCGUGCGAGUGACUUUACUCGGGAAUCUAAGUUGCGAGUGUGUCUUGAGACGAGUUGCUGUCGUAUCUGGUUUAGAUAGAUUAAAAGGAGCUUAACCUUUUGGUUUACGUCAAUAGUACAUCAGAAGGAGGCGGUAGUACUCUAGUUUCAGUCUGAGUGGGCGAGUAUUCCGUCAUCUCUUUACUUUGUAACAUGUUAUGGUGGAUUUCUUACAUUACGCUUUGAAUCUACGAGAUUCAACUUGACGAAUGCCGAGUUGAGAUGUGGUCGAUCCGAUGGUUGGAGCAAAAAAGUGAAAACAGAGUUUUUAUGCAUUGGUGCUCUUUCAAUUUUUGCAGCUUGAUUCUGUGGAACAAAAAGAACUUGCGCGCUGUAGUAGAUCAACAUCUGAAGGUGCCAUUUACAAUUUACUCGAGAUGCAGCAUGCCACAUCGACAUUUCUGUUGUGAUGGAAUUAAUAGUGUAGUAGCUGCUCUCACAGCAUCAAGAAUAAUAUAUGAUUGUAGAGAAUCUAAAUAUUACACUUUGUCGAUAGUACGUACUACUGAUGCCGUUAUCCUAAUACAUCGAUAUAGAUAGCUUCUUCAUGUAAUUCUUACGGAUAGGCUAAGUCAUCAACACUAUCGCCUUCAUCGUGUAUGGUUGCGCUUUUAUAUCAAAGCAUUAUGUCCGUACUGUAUGUUGUAUUAUAUUGCCUGACUUCAGUGUUCGUAAUUAGAUUAUUGAAAUUUUGCUUUGACUUGUAAUGAUUUUAUUGUGCCAAUCA
Plasmopara halstedii is the source of this 784-nucleotide messenger RNA. RefSeq lists its product as uncharacterized. NCBI's taxonomy places the organism in Eukaryota, Oomycota, Peronosporomycetes, Peronosporales, Peronosporaceae. The transcript has a single exon. Bases 280 to 597 code for a protein of 105 amino acids. The record is from RefSeq and is a predicted model, not a curated record.